AUGACUCAACUUCGCGCCGAACUCAGUGCCGAAUUCGCUUCCACCAUUCAAGCCCUCCAAAGCGAGAUCUUGACUCUCUUACAGCAAUCAACCUUUCGACAGCAGGUUCAAGUGCAAUUUCAGCCUGGCUCGCGCUUACCAUCAUCCUCACAUCGAAACAACCGCAAUCCUACCUGCAGGUUCCGGCAUCCACAACAUGUCGCUGUGUGUACUCCGUACGAUAAAUAA
Molecule: messenger RNA, 228 nt
Organism: Penicillium vulpinum
Lineage: Eukaryota; Fungi; Ascomycota; Eurotiomycetes; Eurotiales; Aspergillaceae
Exons: 2
Coding region: 1-228 (75 amino acids)
Source: RefSeq, a predicted model, not a curated record